Herpailurus yagouaroundi (jaguarundi) is the source of this 4318-nucleotide messenger RNA. It is a transcript of the gene EBF1, whose product is annotated as EBF transcription factor 1. NCBI's taxonomy places the organism in Eukaryota, Metazoa, Chordata, Mammalia, Carnivora, Felidae. The coding region runs from base 221 to 2119 and encodes 632 amino acids. The record is from RefSeq and is a predicted model, not a curated record. Gene Ontology annotation, molecular function: DNA binding; DNA-binding transcription factor activity. Gene Ontology annotation, biological process: regulation of DNA-templated transcription. The transcript has 17 exons.
CUCUCCUUUUUUUUCGUGUUAUCGCUCAGUUUUGAGUGAAGGUUUACAUUUUUAAAAAAUUUGCUUUCCAGCCCGCCUUGAUCUUCUAGCGCGAGUUCAUCGUCUCAAAAAAAAAAAAUCUCUGGCUGGCGUUUUUUUUUCCUUUUUUUUUUUUUUUUUUUUUUUUUUUUUUCAAUAUUUUCAAGGGGGAGGAGAUUUUCCACAAGAAAAGGUUGUUUUCAUGUUUGGGAUUCAGGAAAGCAUCCAACGGAGUGGAAGCAGCAUGAAGGAAGAGCCGCUGGGCAGCGGCAUGAACGCGGUGCGGACGUGGAUGCAGGGCGCCGGGGUGCUGGACGCCAACACGGCGGCGCAGAGCGGGGUGGGUCUGGCCCGGGCUCACUUUGAGAAGCAGCCGCCUUCCAAUCUGCGGAAAUCCAACUUCUUCCACUUCGUCCUGGCCCUCUACGACAGACAGGGCCAGCCCGUGGAGAUCGAGAGGACAGCCUUUGUUGGGUUCGUGGAGAAGGAAAAAGAAGCCAACAGCGAAAAGACCAAUAACGGGAUUCACUACCGGCUCCAGCUCCUCUACAGCAAUGGGAUAAGGACGGAGCAGGAUUUCUACGUGCGCCUCAUUGACUCCAUGACAAAACAAGCCAUAGUGUAUGAAGGCCAAGACAAGAACCCAGAAAUGUGCCGAGUCUUGCUCACACACGAAAUCAUGUGCAGCCGCUGUUGUGACAAGAAAAGCUGUGGCAACCGAAAUGAGACUCCCUCAGAUCCAGUGAUAAUUGACAGGUUCUUCUUGAAAUUUUUCCUCAAAUGUAACCAAAAUUGCCUAAAGAAUGCAGGAAAUCCACGUGACAUGCGGAGAUUCCAGGUCGUGGUGUCUACGACAGUCAAUGUGGAUGGCCAUGUCCUGGCAGUCUCUGAUAACAUGUUUGUCCAUAAUAACUCUAAGCAUGGGCGGAGGGCUCGGAGGCUUGACCCCUCGGAAGGUACGCCCUCUUAUCUGGAACAUGCAGCUACUCCCUGUAUCAAAGCCAUCAGCCCGAGUGAAGGAUGGACGACGGGAGGCGCGACUGUGAUCAUCAUAGGGGACAAUUUCUUUGAUGGGUUACAGGUCAUAUUCGGUACCAUGCUGGUCUGGAGUGAGCUGAUUACUCCUCAUGCCAUCCGUGUGCAGACCCCUCCUCGGCACAUCCCUGGUGUUGUAGAAGUCACAUUGUCCUACAAAUCGAAACAGUUCUGCAAAGGAACACCAGGAAGAUUCAUUUACACAGCGCUCAAUGAACCCACCAUCGAUUAUGGUUUCCAGAGGUUACAGAAGGUCAUUCCUCGGCACCCUGGCGACCCCGAGCGUUUGCCAAAGGAAGUAAUACUCAAAAGGGCUGCAGACCUGGUGGAAGCGCUGUAUGGGAUGCCACACAACAACCAGGAAAUUAUUCUGAAGAGGGCCGCUGACAUCGCAGAGGCUCUGUACAGUGUCCCCCGCAACCACAGCCAGCUCCCGGCCCUCACCAACACCUCGGUCCACGCGGGAAUGAUGGGCGUGAAUUCCUUCAGUGGACAACUGGCUGUGAAUGUCUCGGAGGCGUCACAGGCCACCAAUCAGGGUUUCACCCGCAACUCAAGCAGCGUGUCACCACACGGGUACGUGCCGAGCACCACCCCCCAGCAGACCAACUAUAACUCCGUCACCACGAGCAUGAACGGGUACGGCACUGCCGCCAUGUCCAACCUGGGCGGCUCUCCGACCUUCCUCAACGGCUCAGCUGCCAACUCGCCCUACGCCAUCGUGCCAUCCAGCCCCACCAUGGCCUCCUCCACAAGCCUCCCCUCCAACUGCAGCAGCUCCUCGGGCAUCUUCUCCUUCUCACCAGCCAACAUGGUCUCAGCCGUGAAACAGAAGAGUGCUUUUGCACCAGUUGUCAGACCCCAGACCUCCCCGCCUCCCACCUGCACCAGCACCAACGGGAACAGCCUGCAAGUGUUGUGUCUUUGUGGAAAUCUUCAUGGGCCCCACUUGGGCGAGUCAGUGUGCCAACGGCUUUUCUGGAACAUUCCAAGCCUCAAACACCCAUCCCUCUCACCCACCGAUAUCUGGCAUGAUCGUUCCUCCCAUGUGAAAGAAUUGCCUUGAAGAAUUUUAUUAAUGAAGAGGUUGGAUUCUGCUACAGAGAGUAAUCUGAUACAAGUCCCCGAGUGGAACUUUUAACUCAGGCCUUUUUAAGAGGAAUCACAAUAACUGCAGAUUUUUAAACAAACAAUAUCACCGACCUUGCAAAUACUGAAAUUGGAAGGGUUCUGCAAGUGCAGUGUUGGUUAAAAGUUGUACCUCCCAAGUAUUUGGGGGAUAUAUUUAUUCUGUGUUGAUAAAAGCAAAUCCACUUUUUCAUUUUCUUUCUUUUUUUUUUUAAGCUUAACUCUGCAAUCAUUUGUCUUUUAUAAACCGUAAAGCUGUAUACAAGGGACACUAUAAAUAAGACUCCAUGUUUUAAUUUAUGAUGUUUUUAAAGCUGUGUAAAGGGAGAAUGAAGUGGUGAUAUUUACAAAAAAGUAAAAAAAAAAAAAAGAAAAGAAGAAAAAAAAAAAAAAAAGCUUGUAUGGGACAGAAUAGGAAUGCCAGUUAGAUUUUUUAGAAAACUAAGGGUCGGCUUUUGCGCCUUAAAGCAUAUCAAAUGGUAGUUAGCUCAGACAGUGCAUUUUCAAUAUCUAACUUAACAUGCCAUCCCUUAGCAGUGCAAGCUUAUUUAUCUCUUUUGUAUUGUUGUCUUAAGUAACUGUGUAAAUAAAUGCAGCCUGGAAAGUUAAAAAGUGAUGUAAGUGAUCACAUUUUUCCCUUCUACUCAAAAAUCCAGUGCCUCUAGACAGAUUGUUAAAACUGCAUAUUUAAACCUGAUAUAAUUCUCUCUUUUACUUAUGUCAACUUCUUCGGAAGCCAAUGGCCUCUGGAGAGCUUGAUGGCACACAUACUGUGUGAGAAUCCCCUAUGAGACUGCACGGAACAGGGUCCAGGCACAGAAUUAGAAUUCCACAUUUUGCCCUCCAGUCAUCAAGCCAAAAUCCCACUCACACGCCGCCAUUUGCAAGUUUAAAGUUGACUCAUCCUAAAUGCUGACUUCAUACCAAUCCUCCAAAAGCUGACAAAAAGCAACAUGGCAGGUAUUUCGGAUUUCCCAUUUGAGAUGACACCUGUAUCGGUGACCCUCACCAUUUGUAACAUAAUAGAUUAGAGGGACAGGUUAAGUGCUUUGGAAUUCAGAGUAAAAGGAAACUGGGAGAAAGGAGAAGAAGGUUGAGAGCUCCAAAACAUAGUUCUCUGUUCUAUGGAAUUUUUGCUCUCAUUAUCUGGGAAGUGUUCUUAAAAGUAAGAAUAAAUAGCAAAGACGCAGCAAAGCUCUGAGGAUGCGUUUGCCUGAUAUUUUUUUCUUUGCUGUUGUGUUUUGUAUGUAGUUAUAAAUACUGUAGAUUUUUUGUGAUUUUUGCCAAAGUCGUCGUUCUAUUUAUACAUUUUAAUGUCUUAAGACAGUUUUUCAAUAUCACAAAAAGAUUUUACUGCAUAUUUUGCAAAGAAAAAAAAAGCUCACUACCUUUAGCUUGCACAUACUUGCAAAGUUAAUUAAAAGGCUUUUUGUUUUCAAGGGGAUUUUGUAAAAUAUCCAUAUAAAUAAUGUAUUUAUCUUUGGAAUUUGUACAUUGCUUUCCCCUUCUUCCUUUUCCUCCCACUCCCGGGUUAUUUUAUUGUGUACGUUUGCUAUGUGAAAAGUGUGUAUUUGUUUGGUCACCUACAGUUGUAUUAGCUGUUUCAAUGUGAUUUUUAAACAUUUCAUUUAUAGUUGUUUUUAGUUUUGUUUUAAACCAUGCUUCAAUUUUUUUUUAUUUCCACCCAAAAGCCAUUGUCUAUUUUUGUAUUAUUUGUAAGUUAAGAAGUUUUUUCCAAUAUAUGGCAAAAAAAAAAAUAGUAGCAUAUUAUUCUUGUAGCAUUUAGUUCUGUAGAUUAAAAAAAUGUAUCCUUUGCUUUGGAAGCUUACAAAAAAAAAAAAAAACCCUAAUGCUGUUUUACUCUAUUAAUAUGCAUGGAAUCUCUCCCUUUGGAGUGACGCAUUUUGUGCAUUGAAUUUCGGGGGAGAAACUUCAUAGAAAUCAAUGAACAUACUUUCUUUCCUAAGUCUGCUUGUAUAUUUCCUCUGUCUUUCACAUAAAUAUAAACCAGCAGAUUGGAUGCCUUAACAAUGCAAAUCAUAUUCAUUUCACUUGUACAUUGUAACUGUGCACCAGAACUGUCAGUCAUCACUAACAUUCUAAGAAAAAAGAAAAAGAAAAAAGAAAAAAAAAACAA